Molecule: messenger RNA, 522 nt
Organism: Penaeus monodon (black tiger shrimp)
Lineage: Eukaryota; Metazoa; Arthropoda; Malacostraca; Decapoda; Penaeidae
Product: ribonuclease H2 subunit C-like
Exons: 3
Coding region: 42-467 (141 amino acids)
Biological process (GO): RNA catabolic process
Cellular component (GO): ribonuclease H2 complex
Source: RefSeq, a predicted model, not a curated record
CUGCCACAGGAUUGGCAACGCUGCCCACGUCGCCCGGGAACAUGGCUGUAAACAUCGACUUGAAUCAAGAAUCUCUCAAAGGAAAACUCUGCGAGGGCCGUGAUGUUCAGUUCGUCCCUUGUAAAAUAGAACACGAUGGAGAAGCUGCGGUUGAUAAGUUCUUUAACACAUAUGUCCGAGAGGAAAAAGAGAAUGAAGAAGGGAAAGAAAAGAAAGUUCUUAAAGGAACUUUGCGUGGUUACCCUCUCAGUGGUUGUGUAAUGGAUGUUCCAAAGGGUUACACUGGCAUUGUUCUUAAAGAAACUAGACCUACCCUGAAUUCAGAAGAAAGUCGCACAAUGAGAGUCAUUUCCCAAUUUAAACAGUUUACUUACUGGAACUGGGACCGCGAUCCAUCUCGGGGCGACAAGUACCAACAGGCUAUGGACUGGGCAGAGAUAGCAGAUGUAAUACAUGGAUCUGAGUAGAAGAUUGCAACUAAAUAAGAUGUAGCUGAUUCUUAAUAAAAUUUAAAAGAAAGAA